UUCCUCCUUGAAAAAAAUGAAAAAAAAAUUCAAGAACUAGUGAGAGAAUGUAAGAAAUACUUCAUCUUCUUCAUCAUAAUCAUCAUCUAUCAUCAAUGAAGCUCUGAUUAGUAAGAAGAUGAAGAAGAAUGGAAAAAAUAUUGAAACAUGCGUCCUUGUAACGCCACGUGGCUAAAUCCAACUGGGUAAGCGAUUUUUCAUCGGGCACCCACGAAAACACAACUCUCUGCUGCCCUGUCAGUGUUAAGCCCCGUCCUCUAUGACCACGGCGAAUCCGUAUCGUAUGCUUCUCUCUCUUACUUUCUCUUUUUCUCUUUCUAUUUAUUACGUUUGUCCCCUCUUCUCCCGUUUACGAGUUCUUCGAUGCCCUAAUCCCUGCCUCUUCACAUUCUUCACUUCAAACUUUAAACCAUUCAUCGAAAUCUGUUGGCGUCUUUAAAUUGUUUAAACCCAUCCAUCCAUCCAUCUCUCUCCCUGUCUGUCUUUACUCGAUUCCGAUUCUUUCUACAGAUUGAUUUGGAGAAUACUUCCGUAUCUAGCAAAAUGAUUAAUAGAAACUGGGUCUCAAAACGCAAACGACGGAAGCUUCCAUCUGGUGCAAAUAUACUAAAUAACAAAGAAGCUAAUCCUCCUGCUUCUGAGUCCCCAAGUAGCAGUUCUUCGUCCAAGCGCAAGAGAAAUACACGUCAAAAUGCUUCCAGCAAGAAGAAGGGGAAUGAUGGGUACUACUACGAAUGUGUAGUCUGUGAUGUCGGUGGCAAUUUGCUUUGCUGUGAUCGCUGUCCAAGAACUUAUCACAUUCAAUGUCUUAGUCCUCCAUUAAAGCGGAUUCCAAGUGGGAAGUGGCAUUGCCCUACUUGCAGCGAGAAGAGUGAUUCACAUGGACCCAUUGACCAUCAGGAUCUCAAACCCAAACAAGUGUCAACAAAGAUAGCCUUAGAAAAUUCUAAAUCUUCCGUUAAAUCACCAACCAGUCGGAAAGUACCUCAACUUUUUGGGACUGCUAUUCGUGGAAAGAAGAGAUCGUCUAGUAAGAGAAAGUCUUUGCUUGUUCACAAAAUUCAGGCUGUUGAAGAAAAACUAGGGACCGCCGAUACUAGUGUCUCUACAGAGCAUGUUCAAACCUCUCCUGCUGCUUCUGUUAAGGAUGCACAAUGUGUGGAUGAUGGUAUUGAUGGUAAACCUGAACAAGUUGGUGAAGGAGAAAAGAGACCUUCUUCUUCUCCUACAACAAAGGUUGUUUUAGUAUCUGAGUUAAUGGUCUCAAGAUCAGAUCCUGACCCUACAACAGAUAAGAAAUCAGACAUACCUGAUCAUAAUGGAAAUCCAGAUAAACAACUCUCUAAGGAAUCUAUCACUAUUAAAGAUAGAAAAAGAAAACGCAAGGUCCACAUUGGUGAUGCUAAGAAGAAAUGCAGAAGUGAUAUUUCCCCAAAACUCGGGAUGAAAGACGACCAUUUAUGCCCCAAAAUGAGUAAAUUGUGCAAAAAACGUAGAAGUAUUCAUCACCGGCCUUCUACAUCUGGCUUAAAGGAGGACAUUGUGAAAAGGAAUUUUGAGAUGCACAUAAAAGAUGAGGCUGUUAAGGAAGAUGUAGUCAUAGAGAACGAGUUGCAUGAAGCGGAAGUAAUUGAAAAUGAAUCACUUAAUAAAACAACUCUUCCCGGUGAAAUUCAGCAGGUUGAUCGAGUGUUAGGUUGUCGACUAGCAAUUAAUGAAAAACGGUCUAUAUGUCAAAUCUCUACUGUUGAUGCAACUGAUCUGGUCAUUGAUGGCGUUUCUCUGCUAGAUAACCCAAAUAUUGCAGCAAAUGUCAAUCCUGUCUCUGAUACUUCUCUCGAUAGGGAAGCUGAACAGACUGCCGUCAAUCACUCUGAUGAGGUUAAGAGCAGCACUAAAGGUAGUCGAGUGGACAAAAUUCUGGUAUACAGAAGAUCUGUUAGUAAAGAAAAUAGAGAUCCCCCAGAUUCUAUUAAGAAAUGCACUAGUAUCUCUAGUUCAAUAUCUCUAAACAAGAAAAAUCAAGAGGUGACUUCUGUGGGCAAGGAAAAUGAUUCUUCUUCAACGAGCCAUGAGAUAAACUUGGACUCAAGUCAGAAGAAUGUUCCUCAGUCAACCAGUGAAGUGAAGGAGGUAAUUGUUGAAGUGAGAAACGAUAAAGAUCCUAACACUGUCCAAAAUGAAUUGGGAUCUGUUUGCUCUAAUGGAGUAAUCCCAUCAUAUGAAUUUUUAGUCAAAUGGGUUGGGAAGUCCAACAUUCACAACAGUUGGAUUUCCGAGUCUCAGCUGAAAGCUGUUGCGAAGAGGAAACUUGAAAAUUACAAGGCCAAGUAUGGGACAACACUAAUAAACAUAUGUGAAGAACGGUGGAAGCUCCCACAGAAAGUGAUUUCCAUGCGUUCUUCCGAAGCUUUAGUUAAAUGGACUGGUCUAUCUUACUAUGAAUCCACUUGGGAAAAACUAGACGAGCCUGUAAUUAUUUCCAAUGCCUCUCAUUUGAUUGAUUUAUACAAUCAGUUUGAACGACAAGUUUCAGAGGAAUGUAAACCAAAGUUUAAAUCCAACAGUAAGCAAACCGAGAUCACUAUGCUCACUGAACAACCGAAGGAGCUUGAAGGAGGUGCGUUGUUUCCGCACCAACUUGAAGCGUUGAAUUGGUUACGUAAAUGUUGGUUCAAAUCAAGGAAUGUGAUAUUGGCCGAUGAAAUGGGGCUCGGGAAGACUAUUUCGGCUUGUGCCUUCAUGUCAUCGCUUUACUUCGAGUUCAAGGUUAAGCUGCCUUGCUUAGUUUUGGUUCCCCUUUCGACUAUGCCCAACUGGAUGGCCGAAUUUGCAUUAUGGGCGCCAAAUAUAAACGUAGUCGAGUAUCAUGGAUGUGCAAAAGCGAGAGCUAUGAUUCGUCAGUACGAGUGGCACAGUAACGAUCCGAAAUACAAGAACGCUUUUAAAUUCAACGUUCUCUUAACGACGUACGAGAUGGUUCUCGCCGAUUCGUCUCAUCUGCGUGCAGUUCCUUGGGAAGUUCUUAUCGUCGAUGAGGGUCACCGUUUGAAGAAUUCAAGCAGUAAGCUCUUCAAUCUGCUUAACACGUUUUCUUUUCAAAACCGAGUGUUGCUAACAGGGACUCCUCUUCAGAAUAAUAUCGGAGAAUUGUACAACCUGCUGAAUUUCUUGCAACCGUCUGCGUUUCCUUCUCUUUCGUCUUUCGAGGAGAAUUUUAAUGCGCUAACGACGGCAGAAAAAGUCGACGAGCUGAAAAAACUGGUAGCUCCGCAUAUGCUCAGGAGGCUUAAAAAGGAUGCCAUGCAAAAUAUCCCUCCAAAAACCGAGAGAAUGGUCCCUGUUGAACUAACGUCCAUCCAAGCUGAAUAUUAUCGAGCGAUGUUAACAAAAAACUAUCAGAUUUUACGGAAUUUGGGGAAAGGAGUUCCUCAGCAGUCGAUGCUCAACAUUGUGAUGCAGUUGAGAAAGGUUUGCAACCAUCCGUAUCUUAUACCGGGAACUGAACCCGAUUCAGGAUCUGCUGAAUUCCUUCACGAAAUGCGUAUAAAAGCUUCGGCUAAGCUGGCCUUGCUGCAUUCGAUGCUCAAGAUAUUACAUAAAGAUGGUCAUAGAGUCCUUAUAUUUUCCCAGAUGACAAAACUUCUCGAUAUCCUCGAAGACUAUUUAACGUUUGAAUUUGGGCCAAAAACGUUCGAGAGAGUAGACGGUUCUGUUUCUGUUGCUGAUCGGCAAACAGCAAUUGCGCGUUUCAAUCAAGACAAGAGUAAAUUUGUCUUCCUGUUAUCGACACGAUCAUGUGGCCUCGGAAUUAACUUAGCGACUGCUGACACUGUUGUUAUUUACGAUUCGGAUUUCAACCCUCAUGCGGAUAUUCAAGCAAUGAACCGUGCACAUCGUAUUGGCCAAUCGAACAGGCUCUUGGUUUACAGGCUAGUUGUUCGAGCUAGUGUUGAGGAACGUAUUUUACAACUUGCAAAGAAGAAAUUAAUGCUUGACCAACUUUUUGUGAACAAAUCGGGAUCGCAGAAGGAGGUUGAGGAUAUCAUUCGAUGGGGCACAGAAGAACUCUUUUACGAUCAUCCCAUGAAUGAUGAUGAGAAUAAGGUUGAAGUAGUUGCAGAUGUUGAACACAAGAAAAGGAGAACCGGUGGAUUAGGGGAUGUCUAUAAAGAUAAAUGUACAGAUGGUAGUAGUGGAAAAAUAACAUGGGAUGAAACGUCGAUCCUCAAAUUGCUUGACCGUUCAAAUAUCCAGUUUAAUUCAGCUGAAAAUGGAGAAGAGGAUCUCGAAAAUGAUAUGCUUGGAUCCGUAAAGUCUCUGGAAUGGAACGGUGAACCGAUAGAUGAGCCGCGAAUAGCUGAAUCUCCAUGCAUUCUGGCUGAAGAGCCAGAGAAAAAAGAGGACGUUUCAGUUGGUAUUAGCGAUGAAAAUGAAUGGGAUAGGCUUCUCCGAGUGAGGUGGGAAAGAUAUCAAAAUGAAGAGGAAGCGUCUCUUGGCAGAGGGAAAAGGCUAAGGAAAGCGGUUUCAUACAGGGAGGCUUAUGCUCCACAAUCUACUGAGCAGAUUGGUGUUAAUGAACCAGAAGUAGAGCCAGAGGCGGAACAACAAGAGCCAGAACGUGAAUAUUCAGCAGCAGGAAGAGCGCUUAAAACAAAAUAUACCAAGCUACGAGCCCGGCAAAAGGAACGGUUGGCUCGCAGAAAUGACGAAAUUUCUGCUGCUAGCCAUGCAGUUGACAUGAAGACGUCGCUUCAAGUUGAUGUAUCUGACCAUAAACAUGAUAAUGUGUUUCAACAUGCUGAAGAGAAAGCUAGUGCAGAGCUUGUUGAGGCAACCAACAACAAUCUAUUGCCUGUCCUGGGUUUAUGUGCUCCAAAUGCUAAUCAAAUCGAUUCAUCAAAUCGCCGGUAUUCCAAAUCUUAUAGAAGACAAGGAAAGCAAAUGGUGGUGCCGAAAGAGUUUCCUUUUCGUGUCGACAUCAAUCUUAAUAAUCAUGAGCCAGUAUCGGAUAGGGUUGGACUUGCACCAUCCUUGGAGGCAUCUCUUCAGACAUUUCAACAUCUGCAACUGCAGCAUCCACCAAUCUCACACGGGAAAGCUCCUGAGCUAUUCGAUAAUCUGGGUCCUUCUUCUUCUCAAGGAAAGAUGUCUCUCCCUAGAUUACCUUUCGACGAAAAAUUUCUGCCGCCAAGGUUUCCUUUUCCCACCAAUCAUUUACUUCCGGACUUUAUACCAAAUUUAUCACUUGGGACCAGAACUACAGAUCCAAACGAGGCUGCCAUGGUUCAUGACUUACCAACAAUGCCGUUGUUCCCAAAUCUGAAAUUCCCCCCAGACUUACCCGACAGGAAUUGGACUUCGAAGUUUGGUUUAGGUGCAGGACCGAUGCAACCUCCAUUCCCUUCGUUUCCCGAGAACCACAGAAGGGUUCUUGAAACCAUCAUGAUGAGAACAGGGCCAAGAAUGGAUAUUUGGUCCGAAGAAGAACUCGAUUUCUUGUGGGUUGGCGUCAGGAGACACGGUCGUGGAAACUGGGACGAUAUUUUGCGAGAUCCUAGGUUGAGAUUCUCUAAGUUAAAAACCGCUGAAGACAUGUCAGCAAGAUGGGAUGAAGAACAAUCCAAACUGAUGAAUGGGCCUACGGUUUCGAAUUCGAAACCUUUCCUCCGGCCUCCUCCGAAACAGACAAAAGCUGGGUCCAUGUUUCCAUCUAUAUCGGACGCAAUGAUGGCUAGGGCAUUGCAGGGGAGUAGAUUCUUCAGUCCAUCGAGGUUCCAAGGUCACCUCACAGAUAUGAAAUUGGGCCUCGACGCUCUUCCUAUGGGGGGCAUCAUCAAUAAUAGACAAGUCGAGGCCCACCCGUUUCAUUUUAAUUCAUUUGGAACCCCGUGCCCGCCCAGUUUGAAUGUGCCCGGUACAUCAUUGUUACAGUCGACUGCCCGUGAAGAACCUGUGGGCAGUUGUUCCAACAUCAGUAGUAAACUUCCUCAUUGGCUUCGGGAAGCAGUUAUUACUGUUCCUCAGAAAUCCCCAGAUCCUCAACUGCCACCAACUGUAUCAGCAAUUACACAGUCGAUUCGCCUCUUGUACGGGCCAGAAAAUCGGGCAACUAUUCCGCCUUUUUUAGUGCCUGGUCCUCCCCUUUCAGAACCGAAGGAUCCUAGGCUGGCAAAUAUAAAGAAGAAAAGAAAGCACAAGUCAAGUGAAUCGAAAAUAGCUCCUUCGGAUGACCCUUUAAACCUAAAUGUGAUAACUGCUGCUGCUGCAGCCGAUCUUCCCUCCGAGGAGAAAGUGGCUGGGGAGUCUAGCGAAAUCGAGUCAGAUGAGAAGGGGGAUAUGGUAGAGGAGGAGAUAUCAUCAGAAGGGACUGUGUCGGAUCAUCGCGAUUGCGAUUGAAUGUGAUUUAUUUUGGUUUAAAAUUUUGUAGACUUGACUAGAGAAGCAAGAUAACUACUUAUCCAUUGAAGGAAAGCUUAUAUAAUUUUAUUGUAAUUUUGUAAAGAAUUGUGCAAGAGAAAUGUAGUUAGUUAUUUUGUUA
This is a messenger RNA of Impatiens glandulifera, 6541 nucleotides long. RefSeq names its product protein CHROMATIN REMODELING 4-like. Gene Ontology annotation, biological process: chromatin remodeling; negative regulation of transcription by RNA polymerase II. The transcript has 11 exons. Lineage: Eukaryota; Viridiplantae; Streptophyta; Magnoliopsida; Ericales; Balsaminaceae. Bases 544 to 6399 code for a protein of 1951 amino acids. Gene Ontology annotation, cellular component: chromatin; nucleus. Gene Ontology annotation, molecular function: ATP hydrolysis activity; ATP-dependent chromatin remodeler activity; ATP binding. The record is from RefSeq and is a predicted model, not a curated record.